Messenger RNA from Enhydra lutris kenyoni (northern sea otter), 2099 nucleotides. RefSeq names its product ENTH domain containing 1. The record is from RefSeq and is a predicted model, not a curated record. The transcript is spliced from 7 exons. Gene Ontology annotation, biological process: endocytosis. Lineage: Eukaryota; Metazoa; Chordata; Mammalia; Carnivora; Mustelidae. The coding region runs from base 267 to 2099 and encodes 610 amino acids. Gene Ontology annotation, molecular function: phospholipid binding; clathrin binding. Gene Ontology annotation, cellular component: endosome; plasma membrane; clathrin vesicle coat.
GGGGAGGGCGUGGGCGCUUGGGCCUGGCUGCAGGAGGUGAUCAGCCUAGGAACGAGAAGCUUGAAUUUGAGCGGGAAAAGUUCACGACGCUGUGGCAGGACUUUCCCCUCAGGAAAUUGAUGUCUCAUCAAAAUGGAGAUUAAUCAUUUGUAUUUGGGAGCAGCAGAACUGGGGACCAAUUACCUCUCAAGAGUUUUAUAAACCAAUUAUCAUAACUCCUAUUCCAUUGCUCUCAUCCCCAUCUCAACUUCAAACUUGUCUUACCUAUGGCAUUCAGGAGGCAAGUGAAAAAUUUCGUGAAAAAUUACUCAGAUGCUGAAAUAAAAGUCAGAGAAGCAACUUCUAAUGAUCCUUGGGGUCCUUCUAGUUCUCUAAUGUUAGAUAUCAGUGACCUGACUUUCAACACAAUUUCUCUGUCAGAGAUUAUGAGUAUGCUAUGGCAGAGACUCAACGAUCACGGGAAGAACUGGCGCCAUGUAUAUAAAUCCCUUACGCUGAUGGAUUAUCUCAUCAAGAACGGAUCAAAGAAAGUUAUUCAGCAUUGCAGAGAGGGGUUCUGUAACCUUCAAACACUGAAAGAUUUUCAACACAUUGAUGAAGCUGGAAAAGACCAAGGGUAUUAUAUCCGGGAGAAGUCUAAGCAAGUCAUAACAUUGCUGAUGGAUGAACAGUUGCUGCACAGAGAGAGGGAAGUAGCAUGUCGGACAAGACGGCGUACCUCCUACUCUAUGACAUUUCCUAAAAGAUUACCUGGUACAGCUAACUCACCAACAGCAUGUGCUUCUGCCCACACACCAGAAACUCCUGCCUCAGAGAAGAAACAUAAGCUUCUUAAGGUUGCAAGGCUACGUAAUAAAAAAAACACUUCCAAGGCAGGAGUGAGACAAGAGCAGUGCCAAGACACUCAGUUGCCUAGUGGAACCGCGUUGUCCCAGGGAACACAACUGGUCAAGACUAAUGCUUGGAAAUCCACAGAGGACCUGAUGUUAUUUUAUGAGGAUGAGCCAAAGCCACUUUUGCCGACAAUUCCUCCUUCCAUUAUCUCGUCAACUAAAUGGCUGUCAGAAGGGCCAGCAGACGUUUGUAACCUCUGGGACGCAGAUGCUGUGCCUGCUGCCUCAGCAAAGAGCCCAUCUGGGCAGACAAAUGUGAGUUUGGACAAGAAAUCGGACAGUACCAUUACAAAUACUGUAACCGAACACCCUUCGCAAAUGCGUCUAGAAAAGAAGUCAGUUGCAAAAAGUUUUGAAACGUUGACAACCCUACCGUCAUUUCAGUCACCGGAUAAAGAGGAGUUUAUCAGCCUUAAUUUAAGGGUGUCAAAGUCAGAGUCUACUUUCUACAACCAGGCCUCUGUAGAGACACUUUACGUCUCUCCCUCAUUUAAAACAUUUAACCCAGUGAAGGAGAUUCUAAGCGGUAAGGACUUUCAGAAGCCAACCCAGUCCAGCAUUAUUCAAUUGGACGAGGAAAACCUCAAGUCUGUGACCACAUGGGUUUCAACCACUUCUGAAGGAACAUCCUCCUUUUCCACUUUAUCUCUGUCACCUCCUGAUUCAGCCUCUCCAGAAAAAUCUGUUCAUCUCUUACACCCGAUUUUGGCUGGACCUUCCUUCUGGACUCUGUCCCAUCAGCAGUCUUCUGCCUCCUUUAAGGAUAAAGAUAAGAGAGCCAGGGCUCAUCACCCCUUAGCUCCUAGGGGCCUAGUGUCUUCUGAUGAAGAGGAAAAUGACAACCUCUAUCUACUGGAACGUCUUCCAGAUAACUCUGAGUCUGCCAGGAAGCAGACAAGUCCUGCUUCUGGCCAUAAUUGGGCAGAGUUUCCCACUGCAAAUGUAGACCACUUUACCUCUCUGUCCUGUCCGAGUUUUCAGACAACUGAAGGCCUGCCGAAAGAGCCUGAGGGAAACGAUUCCAUUAAAGCUCUCCUUGGAGAGGUGAAAAAUGCCGUAGUCAAACUACAUGAAGACCUGAAUGUGGUGAUACGGGAAAUUCGUGUAAUCAGUAGCCAUCUGGUGAGCAUGAGGGGGAAUAGUCCACAACUAAGCAAAUCUUCACAGCUUCCCCAGUCUUCUGAGGGGACGUUGGAUCACAUCUAA